Messenger RNA from Falco peregrinus (peregrine falcon), 1059 nucleotides. RefSeq names its product hepatic lectin-like. The record is from RefSeq and is a predicted model, not a curated record. NCBI's taxonomy places the organism in Eukaryota, Metazoa, Chordata, Aves, Falconiformes, Falconidae. Bases 94 to 720 code for a protein of 208 amino acids. The transcript is spliced from 6 exons.
CCAUCCCUAGGGACAGUGGAAGUCCUCGAUUACCAGAGAUCCCGGCGCAAAAGCUGCUGUUUGCUUGGGGCUGAGCUGCAUCCCCUACCCGGGAUGGACGAGGAACAUCUUCACAACGAUCUGCGUGUUUUUAAAGACAGAAACUUCUUCCAGCAGAAGCUGAGAUCCUUUUUCACCGUCUACUUGCUGCUGGCCCUCUCCUUCUUGCUGAUCAUCAUCCUGUUCGCUGUGUCGCUCUCCAGAGUUUCAGCCAUUUCUUCCAAACUGGAUGAGGUGCACCCGGAACAGAAACAGAAUUUCUCCAGCAGGGAUUCGCUCCUGUUUCCCUGCGGACCUGGAUCCAGGGAAUGGGAAUACUUUGACGGAAAAUGUUACUACUUCUCCCUAAGCAGAACAAGCUGGCACAAGGCGAAGGCUGCGUGCGAGGAGAUGCACUCGCGGCUGGCUGUCAUUGACAGCUACACCAAGCAGAAUUUUAUCAUGUUCAGGACAAGGAAUGAGCGUUUCUGGAUCGGGCUGACGGAUGAGAAUUCGGAAGGGGAAUGGGAAUGGAUCGACGGGACCGACUAUAAAACCACGUUCACAUUUUGGAAAGAGGGAGAACCCAACAACAGCGGGAACAACGAGGAUUGUGCCCACCUCUGGGUGUCGGGCAAGUGGAACGAUGUCUACUGCACCUACGAGUGCUACUACGUCUGCGAGAAGCCUCUGCCCCCCUGAGCCGAGCCCCGCGCCGAGGCAGCGGCCGAUGCUCCCGCACCGCCGAGGCUCCUUUUCCUUAAUUUAUACUAUCCAGGCGCUUGCUCCCGGCUUUUCCUCGCCUCCACGCUGUCCUGAGGAAGAGCAGAGAUGGAUUCGGAUGGUCCUACGCCAUAUUUUAUAUAUAUAUAUACACACACACGUGUAUCUUUAAAAAAAAAAUUAAUGAAAAUAAUAUCAAAUAAGCAAAAAAAACCCCCAAAAUCAGGAAUCCAAAAAAACCCCCCAAAACCAAAAUUGGGAAUCCUGGUUCUCCAUGGGGAGCUCAGCCUAAUAAAGGACAAUUAGUGCCCUGGUUAA